Molecule: messenger RNA, 708 nt
Organism: Periconia digitata
Lineage: Eukaryota; Fungi; Ascomycota; Dothideomycetes; Pleosporales; Periconiaceae
Source: the annotation of a GenBank genome assembly
AUGGCUUCCAAACUGCUCUUGUCGGCUCUUGUCGGUCUCGCCGCGGCACAGACAACUACCGUCACCGUCCCUUUCAUGGGCCUAGACGAUUUCCCCAUCUCGGCGUCGGUCAUAGCUGCCAACCCUACUGCCACCACCUACUCUCUGGCCUGCGGUACACCCACCAGCACUGAUUCCGAUUUCGACUCUCUCGACUGCGGUCUGUUCCCGGACCACCGAUUGAUCUACGGCCCUUCGACCUGGGCCAUGGAGAUGGGUAUGCCCGGCCCCGACUCAUCCUUCACCGGCACCGUGCAAUGCGUCGGCCUGUCCAAGCCUACAAUGACGUGCACCGAGAGCGCCAGUGGCGCCGAGGCCAACUUUCCCGGCGUUACCUCGACAACUCUUCCACGCAGUGAGCUCGUGGACCAGAAGGUUGUCGUUACAGCUGGCGCCGAGAAGCUGCAGGGUGUUGCAACAACUACACCGGCUAGCGGUUCUGCGAGCCCAACCGCCUCUGCCUCAAGCUCGGGUGCUUCUGCUUCGGGAGCGGGUGCUUCUGCUUCUGCGGGCAUGCCAGGGAAUUCCCAGAAUGGUUCUUCCAUAACCACGCCAACCACCCCUGCUGCAUCGACUCCUUCGCAAGGUGCGGCAGAUAUGCUUUCUAUUGCUCUCGGAAGCGGCUUCAUCGGUGCUGCGGCGGCCCUUGUCGGUGGUUUAGUCUUGUAG